GCAACUGACCCGGAGGCAUGGCGGCUUGAGAGGAGGUUUCGAAGCGGAGGCCUUCGUUGCCGGAAAGGAGCAGAUAUAAAAGGCGGAACACCUUAUGCACCGAAGUCAGAAGUAUCUCCUGAAGCAGACCGCUACACGAACGCACGUCCCCCAACAGGUUACCAUGCUCAGCAGCAGGACAAUACUCGUGGCCCUCGUGGUCCUCGCUCUGGUCUUCGUCCUGGCCUCCGCCCAGUUCGGUCGCGGUGGUUUCGGUGGUGGCCGUGGAUUCGGCGGCGGCGGCUUCGGUCGCGGUGGCUUCGGCGGCGGCCGUGGAUUCGGUGGUGGCCGUGGAUUUGGCGGUGGAUUUGGACGAGGCUUCGGUGGAUUCCGCGGCUGAAGUGUGCUGUGAUAUUGAGAGCGGGUGGACAUUGUUCUGACGAAUACCAAACUGAUCAGCAGAGUGGAAUUGGAAGAUCACCAGUGAGCCGAACGAAAGCUGGAUUCAUCGUGCUUUGUUCCAUCGAAGGAAUGGCGGGACCUCCUGUGUCCACGCUUGCAUUACCGACCAAAUUGCUCAUCAGGCCAAAUCUGGAUUGAUAAUGCUCAUUUUUUUUUGUUUCUAGCACAACCUGUAAAUAAAAACCUUAAACCUGA
This is a messenger RNA of Dermacentor albipictus, 636 nucleotides long. Its product is annotated as neuropeptide-like protein 31. The record is from RefSeq and is a predicted model, not a curated record. NCBI's taxonomy places the organism in Eukaryota, Metazoa, Arthropoda, Arachnida, Ixodida, Ixodidae.